Molecule: messenger RNA, 600 nt
Organism: Theobroma umbraticum
Lineage: Eukaryota; Viridiplantae; Streptophyta; Magnoliopsida; Malvales; Malvaceae
Product: dirigent protein 15-like
Source: RefSeq, a predicted model, not a curated record
AUGAUGAUAAAAAGCUGUGAAGAAAUUAAGAUGGAAGGAAAGAUGAUCUUUGCCUGGGCAAUGAUGUUCUGCCUAACGGUCGCACCAUCCGUCCAUAGUGAAUACCACUCCAAGACUGUUACGCCUGUUGCAAAGGUGGAGAAAAAGACUCAUCUCCAUUUCUUCCUCCACGACAUCCUCAGCGGCCAAAACCCCAGUGCAGUCAUGGUAGCCCGUGCUAACCUCACCAGGUAAGACAAUUCCCCGACCCCAUUCGGCAGCUUGUUUGCAAUCGAUGAUCCUCUCAGGGUAGGGCCUGAACCAACAUCGAAGAUAAUCGGAAACGCACAGGGGCUCUAUCUGUCAUCCAGUCAAGACGCUAGCAAGUUUACUAUAGUUUUGUACGCCAAUUUUGCCUUUACGACUGGCAAGUUUAAUGGGAGUUCCUUCAGUUUGUUCUCCAGGAAUCCGGUAACAGAGGCUGAUCGUGAAGUGGCGAUCGUGGGUGGGAGAGGUAAGUUCAGGAUGGCGAGAGGGUUUGCCAAGAUUAAGACCAGUUACUUCAAUGCUACUACUGGCGAUGCUAUUCUCGAAUACAGUGUGACUCUGUACCAUUACUAA